GAUGUGUAUGAUUUGAUAUGCGGUUUAAUGCCUUCAUAGCUCAUUCAUUAGGUCGUCUUCCUGCCAGUUAAGGGAGGACAAUAAAAUAAGCAACUCUGGGUACUUAGAUUCCUUUUCAUUUAUAAAUUCUUUUUUUUUGAGUAAAGUGUUCAAAGUAUUUUUUUUAAAUCGAUCCAAUAUUUUGUUUAGAUAUUUUUUGUUUUUUUCUUAUUAAACCUUAAAGGAGCUGUGGUCUUAUUUGGAUUUACAUCUGUUCCUUUAAUAGCUAUGUGAGUUAUCUAAAAAAAGGAACUUGCGCAUUUUGGAUUUAUUGUUUAGAACAAGAUUUAAAGAAUACCAAUUUUAAUCGAGCACGGCACAGUUUAAAUGGAGAAAAGCUUGAAAUUACAAACACAACUCCUUUAACAUGCUCAUCACGUUAAACUAAAGUAAACUGUAGGUGAGAUUGAAAUCUAAUCUGCUUUUAAUCAAAACUCUCCCAAUUAAAACUCUCCCAACUGCAAAGAACUGUUGAACAGAACAAAACUGUUUUGAAUUUCUUAUCUGUAAACAGACAAAUUUGCCUUUCUCAAACUUGUGGAUAAAAUCAGAACUAGAGGAGCUGCGAGGUCACAAAGUUGGACCAAUAUAAUGUCAGAUAAAUUUCACUUUCUCUAAAUAUUUCUUUUAAUAUUUGUAUUUCAGAAUGGAAUUUACCAAGAUUAUAAACUUUUGUUUGGUUUGCACUAUAAUGCUUUUAUCUGGUUUAUCUUAUACCCUACUAACACCUAUGUUUCCAUCAGAGGGUUUAGCAAGGCAGGUGUCUGUAUCCCAAACAGGACUUGUCAUGGGAUCAGCAUUCAUUACUUCUUUGCUCAGCACCCCGUGUUCAAGUAAAUUGGUUUCAAUGUAUGGAGCAAAAUCUGUUUUUGUAUUUGCUGCCUUCAUUGCUGGAAUCUCCAACAUUCUGUUUGGGUUUUUGAGUUAUACAGAGAGCCCAGUUUUGUUCUUCUGGGUUUCUCUAAUCUUGAGAAUGAUUUGUGCAGUGGGAGAAUCUUUAGUUUCCAGCACAGCAUUCACUUUAGGCUCCUCACAGUUCUCAGAAAUGCAUCAGGGAAAAUCCAUUUCAAUCCUUGAGUCAUGUUUUGGUGCUGGAAUGGCAGCUGGACCAUCUCUUGGAGGUCUCUUCUAUAAUUAUUGGGGAUUUUCUAUGCCAUUCUGGACCCUUGGUGGUUUAACUGUGUUGUUAACUGUGUUCUCUGGUAUGGUAGUCCCCACUUCCAAAGACUCUGCUUCUACGGAGACCAUGAAAUGUAGCACAUUCUCCUCCUGGAAAGAGCUUGUCUGUUGUCCCCAUAUGAUUUCAAGCAUAGCUUUGUUUUUGAUUUGCGGCAAUUCUAACACCUUGUACUCGGCCUCAUUGGAACCUUACUUGAUGCAGAAGUUUGGUUUGAAUCCUGGAGAAGUUGGAUUAGUUUUCAUGGGGUUUCCAAUAGCAUAUACUAUUAUGAACCCAAUCGUAGGAGUUCUCUUAGACUCUGGAAUUUCACCACUGAAAACAAUGCUAAUGGGAAAUAUAGUGAUUGCUAUGGCUAUGCUAAUGCUAGGAAUACAAGGUCCUCUCCAUGGAUUGGAACAUUUUGUAUCAGUUCCUCAAAUAAUUGUCCUAAUAACUGUGCAAGGUUUGGGUACAGCCUGUGUUAGUAUGGGAUUAUUUGCUCACAUGCUCUUCUGGACUUCAGAACUUCCUAAAACUGAACACACAAAGGUUAGUAUGGGAUUAUUUGCUCACAUGCUCUUCUGGACUUCAGAACUUCCUCAAACUGAACACACAAAGACUGUUGUAAGCAGUAUAUGGUUAAUGUGUUGGGAGCUGAGUGGGUUAGCUUGUACUACUUUUGGAAGCUAUUCCUAUGAUCUGGUUGGAUUUGAAUGGUCCUGUUUUGUAGAAGGCAUUGUGUUAUUCCUACCGGUUUGCUGGAUGUUUGGCAAUCUAAUAUCCUCAAGUUCAGAAAGAGAAAAACUUCUAAAAUAGAAGUGGAAAGUUUGUCAUCAAAGAAUAAAUUUUGUAAGAUGUA
Molecule: messenger RNA, 2057 nt
Organism: Eurytemora carolleeae
Lineage: Eukaryota; Metazoa; Arthropoda; Copepoda; Calanoida; Temoridae
Product: MFS-type transporter SLC18B1
Exons: 14
Coding region: 686-2014 (442 amino acids)
Biological process (GO): transmembrane transport
Molecular function (GO): transmembrane transporter activity
Source: RefSeq, a predicted model, not a curated record